CCUGUCUCCACCCGUUCGCAGCCAUGAUGCAGGAAGGGCUGGACGACGGACCCGACUUCCUCUCCGAGGAGGACCGGGGACCGCGGGCGGUGAACGUGGACCUGCAGACGGACGCCACGCUUCAGGUCGACAUCUCCGACGCUCUCAGUGAGAGAGACAAGGUCAAGUUCACCGUCCACACCAAGAGCACGCUUCCGAACUUUAAGCAGAACGAGUUCUCCGUGGUGCGACAGCAUGAAGAGUUCAUAUGGCUGCACGACUCGUUCGUUGAGAACGAAGACUACGCAGGAUACAUCAUCCCCCCUGCCCCCCCCAGACCGGACUUUGAUGCGUCCAGAGAGAAGCUGCAGAAGCUCGGGGAGGGAGAAGGAUCCAUGACCAAGGAGGAGUUCACCAAGAUGAAGCAGGAGCUGGAGGCAGAGUACCUCGCCAUCUUCAAGAAGACCGUCGCCAUGCACGAGGUCUUCCUGUGUCGUGUGGCGGCUCAUCCCGUCCUCAGGAAAGACCUCAACUUCCACGUCUUCCUGGAGUACAACCAGGACCUGAGCGUACGAGGGAAGAACAAGAAGGAGAAGCUGGAGGAUUUCUUUAAGAACGUGGUGAAGUCUGCCGACGGCGUCCUGGUGGCCGGAGUCAAGGACGUGGACGACUUCUUUGAGCACGAGAAGACGUUUCUGUUAGAAUAUCACAACAGAGUCAAAGACGCUUCGGCCAAGUCCGACAGAAUGAUCCGCUCGCACAAAAACGCUGCAGAUGACAUCAACAGAAUCGCCUCAUCUCUGUACACAUUAGGAACACAGGACUCCACGGACCUCUGCAAGUUUUUCCUCAAAGUGUCCGAGCUAUUUGAGAAAACAAGGAAGAUUGAAGCUCGCGUUGCAGCAGAUGAAGACCUGAAACUGGCCGACCUGCUGAAGUAUUACCUGAGAGAAUCACAGGCUGCAAAGGACCUGCUGUACCGGAGGAGCCGGGCUCUGGUGGACUACGAGAACGCGAACAAGGCUCUGGACAAAGCCCGAGCCAAAAAUCGAGACGUCCUGCAGGCGGAGACCAGCCAGCAGCUCUGCUGCCACAAGUUUGAGAAGAUCUCCGAGUCCGCCAAGCAAGAGCUCAUAGACUUCAAGACGAGACGGGUGGCAGCUUUCAGGAAGAACCUGGUGGAACUGGCAGAGCUGGAGCUCAAACACGCCAAGGGGAACCUCCAGCUGCUGCAGAGCUGUCUGGGUGUCCUGAAAGGUAACACUUAACUGUGUGACCCAUCUGCAGCUGAUGGGACACGCCCAUUGUCACAACCCCGCCCACAUCAAACUGGACACACCCUCUGUGGGUGGAGCCCGGACAGAUGGAUAGAACUCUGGAGCAGAGAGAGAGAACAGAGGCGUAAAAAGACAAGAAGUCUGUCGUCUUCAUCAAUGACCAGACACCGUCCUCUUCAUCUUCAUCCUCCUCUUCCUCCCUCUCUCUCCAGCAGCCCCUGCACUGGUUCCACUGGUCCUGUAUCAGCUCUGCUGGUCUCCUGAGUGAUGUUCACAUGAUGCUCUUUGUUAUCACGCAACAGAAGAAAAUUAUUUUUAACCAAUUCAGAUUCAUGAGAACCCAAACUGUCAGGUUUAAACACAAGUAGACCAGGUAUCAUCCCACACGUUAUCAGCAGCCCCAACACUCCGGAUCAGUGUCGGCACGCCCACCUGACGAAGCACAUCAUCGACCUCAACACGUAAACCAGGGUCAGUCCUCCAGUCCUGAAACGGUUCGACUGACAAAACCACCAGAAGAAGAAAGUUUAGUUGAAACAGUCAGAGUUUAGCGAGCGUUAGCGUAUAGCUAUCCAUAAGCUAACCAGCCAACACAUGAAGGAGUCAUCAACCACUGAAGCAGAGCUGAAACAUCUGAACAUCACUCAGAAGAAACAACCAGCACCAGAGACUAACUGGUCCCAGCUGGACUGUGCUGGUCCCAGUUGGUCUCUGCUGUUCUCCACCCUCCAUCUUACCAAGAGGUCUUUUGUCUGUUAUGGAGUCAUAAAAGUCUUUUUUGUGAACAUUUCAACUUGUUUUUAUAAUCCUGUCUUAUUGAAUAAGAAUAAUUCUGUAGUCACGAGACCCAGAAGUCAAUUAAAAGAUGCAACAGUGAGCUACAGUAAAGCUAAACCAGUUUGAAUUCAUGUGAUGUUACUGCAGCGACUUCUGAAGAGUCAAAGUUCCUGAAACAUUUCCAUCUGUUCUGAGUUCGUCUGCUUCCAGGAAACUGAGACUCGACUCAAAGACAGACAGAAACUACUUGACAAUAUGGAGAGUCUUUACAGUCCAGAAGGAUCAGUCAGAUCCCGACGGAUCAGGCAGAUCCAGCUGCUGAUGUCCGUCUGUCCGCCUUUUCUGCUCAGUUUUUACAGUUUUGUUGCUGCUUCGUCAGCGUCUCACUGUCUUCUUCUUUUGGUGGUCUGUCUGUCUGUCUGUCUGUCUGUCUGUCUGUCUGUCUGUCUGUCUGUGUGUGUGUGUGUGUGUGUGUGUGUGUGUGUGUGUGUGUGUGUGUGUGUGUGUGCGUGUGCGUGCGUGCGUGCGUGCGUGCGUGGUCGGUGAACUUCCUGUUCUGCUGCUGUGUGUCGGCGUGUUGAGUCCAGCUUUUGUUUAAGUGUAGCGUCAUUAAUAAAAAGCCUUGUGUAUGUUAGUAUUAGUUAAUGAAUCCUCUUCAUCAUCAUCAUCAUCACUAACUGUAGCUUGUGUUUCUCUGCGUCAGCUGUUUCUAUCCCAGCUGACAGUGGAGCUUCAGUCUGUUUGCCUUAAUGUCGAUCACUUUGAUUUGUUGUAAAGGAAACGUUGAAACAUGGAAACUGUUUUUGUUUUGUUCUUUUUUUAACGUUCACUGUAUACGAAUGUUUUUUCACUCUUAUGUGACCAAAGCGUCCAUUACUGAUUCAACAUGGAGACGACUAAGAGAAAUAAAGUGACGAGAA
Chelmon rostratus (copperband butterflyfish) is the source of this 2953-nucleotide messenger RNA. RefSeq names its product sorting nexin 6 (gene snx6). The record is from RefSeq and is a predicted model, not a curated record. Gene Ontology annotation, molecular function: phosphatidylinositol binding. Gene Ontology annotation, cellular component: endosome. Lineage: Eukaryota; Metazoa; Chordata; Actinopteri; Chaetodontiformes; Chaetodontidae.